AUGAGCACCGAGCCGUUGACCGUCCCGUCGGGUGUCUAUGUGCCCAUCCCGUCCUUCUUCAUGAACGAGCGGAACGGCGAUCCGGACACUGAGACGACUGUCAAGCACAUUGAGCGUCUCGUCAGAGCAGGGGUCCAGGGGAUCAUUGUCAACAGCUACAUUGGGGAAGGCUCCCUCGUCCGUCCUUCCGAGUGGAAGGGCGCGAUAGAGACCGCCGCCAAGGUCGUCAAGCCGUUGUCCAUCUCGCUAUGUGUGGACUGCAGCGCGCCCAGCCUGUGGCUUACCUGCGAACGCAUCACCAUCGCGCACGGGUCCGGUGCCGACUUUGUCUUCGUCCUCCCACCUUCCACCUACAGCACUGACCUCCUCCCUGCCGACUACAUCAACUACUUUACCCAAGUGGCCGCCCAGUCGCCCGUCCCCGUCGUCAUAUAUGAGUGGCCCGACGCAUCCGGCGGCAUCAAGCUGGGCGAGAGCAUCGUCGACGUGGUCUCGGCGCACAAGAACAUUGCCGGCAUGGCGUGCGCCGUGAAUGACGGGAUGCGGAGUGUGGCCCUGUGGCAGUGGGACGAGAAUGGGCAGCGCAAGUCCACAGGGUCAUAUGUGCAGAAGAAAGCGGUGGUCAGCGGCAUUGCGAACAUUGUGCCAGCGUCCGUGACCCAGAUGUACCCCAAGGAGGGAUGGAACAUACAAGAGCAGCGCCUCCAGGCGUGGGAGGAGGCGGCGGACCCGCUCGACGAGGGCGGUAUCCCUGCUCUCAAGGCCACCCUCAUGCACCUGUUCAACUAUGGCGGGACAUGCCGCGACCCCUUGCCCGCGGUCGCUGACGGGUCGAGUGUCCAUGACGCAGUGUAUCGCCUCCAACCUGCUCUGCGGAACGAAGAAGGCGUGAUUGAGAAAGACAAACGCGCGCCGAUCCCACCAGACCCACGGGCCCCACGCCCACACCGUAAACCAAGCCUCGUGUUGAACCACCGCCUCUAUACGGUCCCCAUCCCGUCCGAAAACACGGAAACCUAA
Messenger RNA from Apiotrichum porosum, 1020 nucleotides. RefSeq lists its product as uncharacterized. Lineage: Eukaryota; Fungi; Basidiomycota; Tremellomycetes; Trichosporonales; Trichosporonaceae. Bases 1 to 1020 code for a protein of 339 amino acids. Gene Ontology annotation, molecular function: 4-hydroxy-tetrahydrodipicolinate synthase activity. The transcript has 3 exons. The record is from RefSeq and is a predicted model, not a curated record.